Messenger RNA from Cajanus cajan (pigeon pea), 1011 nucleotides. Its product is annotated as glutathione transferase GST 23. The record is from RefSeq and is a predicted model, not a curated record. Gene Ontology annotation, molecular function: glutathione transferase activity. Lineage: Eukaryota; Viridiplantae; Streptophyta; Magnoliopsida; Fabales; Fabaceae. Gene Ontology annotation, biological process: glutathione metabolic process. Gene Ontology annotation, cellular component: cytoplasm.
AAAAAGAUAAAAUGAGAAACCUGUGGAUAAAGUAGAAGCCACGUAAGAUUGGGCAAUCUUGGUGUUAGUAGCCUUACACACGACACUACCAAUUCAUCCAUUGUGAUUUGUGAGAUCAUCCCACUACAGAAUUGCAUUAAUGAUCAAGACCAACAACUAGCUGCACCGUAAAUGGGAGAAGUGAAGCUACUCGGAGUUUGGCCUAGUCCAUACGUUUACAGGAUCAUAUGGGCUUUAGAGCUGAAGGGAGUAAAGUAUGAGUAUGUAGAAGGAGAAUUCCACAAGCCUGAUUUCACUGAUUUGCUAUACAAGUAUAAUCCAGUUUACAAAAAGGUUCCAGUCCUUGUUCAUGAUGGAAAGCCAAUAGCUGAAUCCACUGUUAUUCUUGAAUACAUAGAGGAAACAUGGCCAUAUCCACCCUUGCUUCCACAGGACCCUUAUGAGAGGGCUAUGGCAAGGUUUUGGGUUAGUUUUGCAGAGGAAAAGAGCAUUUCGUUUAUGUCAUUCUUUGUGACUGUUGGAGAAGAGUUUCAGAACGCCACAAAGGAAGUUAGAGAAGUGCUGAAAGUGUUGGAAGAAACCAUUGGGGGCGAAAAGUAUUUUGGUGGUGAAGAAAUUGGAGUGUUGGACAUAAACUUGGGAUGGAUAGCCUUGUCAUUUGGAGUCAUUGAAGAUGUUGUUGGUGUUGAAGUGUUGGUUGUCAAUGAUUUCCCUUGCUUGUUUACUUGGGUUCAGAACUUCAGGGAGCACCCCGCUAUCAAAACAAACCUUCCAAGUCACCAAGAGUUGUUUGCUUAUUACAAGCAAAAGAGAGAUACUAUUAUUCCUUCAGAAGUAGCAUCAUGAAUGCUGGUCAGAACUGAUUUUUACCUGUUAGGAGUAGUUAGUUGUUACAAGUUUGUUAGAAAUAGUUUAACUCUAAUAAGCUCUAUGUAUAGACCAUCUACAUACUUCUCUAGUAUCUUCUAUCAUUUUCAAUCAAUGAAUGAAUUACACAAUGAUAUUCUACGA